Xiphias gladius (swordfish) is the source of this 5618-nucleotide messenger RNA. It is a transcript of the gene whrna, whose product is annotated as whirlin a. Gene Ontology annotation, cellular component: cilium; stereocilia ankle link complex; photoreceptor inner segment. The coding region runs from base 1 to 3003 and encodes 1000 amino acids. Gene Ontology annotation, biological process: auditory receptor cell stereocilium organization; sensory perception of sound. Gene Ontology annotation, molecular function: protein binding. The transcript is spliced from 14 exons. NCBI's taxonomy places the organism in Eukaryota, Metazoa, Chordata, Actinopteri, Istiophoriformes, Xiphiidae. The record is from RefSeq and is a predicted model, not a curated record.
AUGAGCAGCACCGACCUGGAGCGCAUGUCGCUCAGCUCCUCGGCCACCUCGGUGGCCUCCAGCGCGCGGACGCUGUCGGCCAACGUGAGGAAGCUGCACAACGCGCUCAACCUCCUGCUCAACGACUUCGAGAGGGAGCAGUUCAUCCACUGUCUCAACGUCUACCACUCCAAACGCAACGUGUACGACCUGGUGCAGACCCUCAACGUUAUCCUUAACGCGCCCAGCAAGCGGCAACUUCUGCCCAUGCUGCGGCUGGUCAUCCCCCGCUCUGACCAGCUUCUCUUUGAGCAGUACACCUCGGAGGGCCUCUACUUAAAAUCGGAUUUGGUCGCAAGCAAUGGCAGCGCCGAAACUCCACCGGGCGACUUCCCCGGCGCCAGCCCGACCCCCCCGGGGCAUUUCUCGCCAAACAGCCAGCCCGAGUUUCAGGCGGCGUUGAGGGGCUCGCCGGACAGCUUCAGCACCAGCAGCGACGGGACAGCUCCCCUGGUGCCGCUGCUCGGGAGAAACUUCAUCCACGAGCCGCCGGGCGAGCUGCGGCAGGUCACCAUGAAGCGGCACAAGAGCAACGAGGGCCUGGGCUUCAGCAUCCGCGGCGGAUCGGAGCACGGGGUCGGCAUCUACGUGUCCCUAGUGGAGCCGGGGAGCCUGGCAGAGAAAGAGGGUCUCCGGAUCGGUGACCAGAUCAUGAAAGUCAACGACAAAGUCUUCGACAAAGUCACUCAUGCUGAAGCCGUGAAGGUGCUGAAGGGCAGUAAAAAACUUUGUCUGUCUGUGCGUUCAGUCGGGCGAAUUCCUGGCGGCUAUGUCACCAACCAUGUUUAUACCUGGGUUGACCCUCAGGGUCGGAGUGUUUCCCCUCCUUCUGACCUGCCCGAGCAUCGCAGUGCCACCCUGAGAAGAACCGACAGCCAGCGACGCAGCAACAUGCAGCUGCUGCAGGAGGGAGAUGAGAAGAAGGUCAACUUGGUUUUGGAUGACGGCCGGUCUCUUGGUCUGAUGAUCCGGGGGGGGGCAGAAUAUGCUUUGGGUAUUUACAUCACUGGAGUGGACCAGGGAUCAGCAGCAGAGUGUGGAGGACUCAAGGUCGGUGAUCAGAUCUUGGAGGUGAACGGUCGCAGCUUCCUGAGCAUCCCACACGAUGAAGCUGUCAGAGUCCUGAAGUCAUCGCAGCACUUGAUGAUGACAGUGAAAGAUGUGGGCCGCCUGCCGCACGCCAGGACGGUGGUGGGUGAGACCAAGUGGAUUGCCAGCUCACAGAUUGCAGAGAGCUCUGCUAACAGCAGCUUGGCGGGCCUCUCAGUAGACCAAGGAGCAUCUGCGGCAGGAAAGCCUGGUUUUUAUAAGGGUGUGGCGGGCUCACAGGUGACUCUGUCCAGCCUGGUGAACCAGUCCCGGGCCAUGCUGGAGGAGCAGGCACGCCACCUGCUGACAGAAGUGGAGCGUCAGACCAUGGGUUACUACGUGGAGGAGUACCAGGAUGGACACAUUGGUGUAGAGCAGCUGGUCAUGGCGUUGUUCGAGCUGCUCAACACACAUGCAAAGUUCUCUCUGCUCUCAGAGGUGCGAGGCCUGGUCACCCCGCAGGAUUUGGAGUGUUUUGACGGGAUGGUACUGCGACGUGAAAUUCAGGCUCUUAAGGCACGGCAGGGAACAGCUGGAGCCACGGCCCUGCAACCAGACACCCUGUCCAUGGUGUCGUACCCAGAUACCCUGACCUCAUCAUCAGCCAGCUUCAUGACCAACACCACCCUCAGCUCUGCACGGGAAAGACUGCUGUGGCUGAUAGAUAUGAUGGAGAACAACAGCACGAUGGAGAGUAAUGAGGAGAAUCCUCCGGAGAGUCUGAACACGCUGCUGACCGACAUCUCUCUGGAUGACAUACAGUCCGCCACUGCCGAAUCUCCCCCCUCCUUCAAGCCUCCGCCCCCACCAGGGGUGCAGAGGCGCUCAAGUAGAAGAGAUCAGCUCAACAAAUGCCCCUCGUCAGAGUCCUCCCACUCAGGCUUGUACUUCACAGCCCUGACUUCCCACAACCAAAGCAAAGAGCCAGGACAUGCCCCUGCCUCAACCACACCACACCACAAACGAGAGCAAUCCAAGGACCCAUCUCUGGACUACGCGGCUAUCAGAAAGAAAGAUCCUCCGGUACUUUCCAAGAAAGGACAAACAACAGCUGCUCAGUUGUCCAUGAUCACUCAGCACAACAUUGGCCCUUUUCCCAGGGUCCAGUCCCCCAACAGAGGCACCAAGCCCGCUGCCCCGUCCCCUUCACCUCCACCUCCACCUCCACUCCCUGCUCCUCAUCCUCCCCCAUCUCUGCCCCUUAAGCCAGUGUCCUUGUCCAAAGCCUCCCCCGCCUCCUCUCCUUGCUCUAAACACCAGUUUGUUACAGUGGAGGUUCACAGGCCCAAUGCAGAGCCCGAUGUCAACGAAGUGCGGCCGCUUCCUCAAGCUCGAGGUGGCGCCCUGUCUCAGCUCUCAGACAGCGGCCAGACCCUCAGUGAGGACAGUGGGGUGGACAUAGCUGAGUCAGGACACGUCAGCAAAGACAGCAGUCCCCAUUCCUCACGCACAGGCCUCCCCCGAGACACCCAGGGAGGCAGGGGAGAGAACCCCUCCAAACCGCCGGGACUGUUGGAGCCCACCUCUACACUAGUGAGGGUGGCAAAGAGUGCCAGCACCCUGGGUAUUGCCAUUGAAGGUGGAGCCAACACUCGCCAGCCGCUGCCACGAAUUGUCACAAUACAGGUUGUUCGAGAACACCCCUUUUUUGAUGACAUUUCCAGACCCAUCACGGACUGUUCUGUCCUGCUGAGAGGCGGUUCAGCUCAUAACUGCGGCCAGCUGAAGGUGGGUCAGGUGAUCCUGGAGGUGAACGGGGUUUCCCUGAGGGGUCGCGAGCACAGGGACGCUGCACGCCUCAUCGCCGAGGCCUUCAAGACCAAAGAGAGGGACUACGUGGACUUCCUAGUGACCGAGUUCAAUGUGGCGCUAUAGCUGAGUGGAGGAGGAGAGAGGACGAUCACAAGAGCAGCACCAAGGGAAAAAGCAGUUCAAGGAGAAGAUGGGGGGGAGACAUUCAAGGGUCUGUUGAUUUGAAUGGCACAACUCUUUUAGAUAGAUGUAAACAAACCACCACCUGAUCUCUGAGCCCUUCUCCUUUCCCAUUAAAGCCCUGAACCUGGACAUAUGAUACUCAAGUUUAUAAGGUAUUAUUUCCGCUGUGGACAUUGUUCAGGAUUCUCCUCAACGUGUUACCUCCCCACUGUGAGACCUUAUGCACUACAAUGGGAAAUAGUGAAACCUAUACCUUUUUUUUGUUCUCUCAGUGUUAAAAAUCGUGGAUUUGCAACCCAUUGAAAACCACUGGAACUUCUUGUAGCACUCCCACAUCUUAUGGUCAGUUGAUUUUAUUAAUUUUUUGCUUCUAUCUAAGAGACGGCUGCACAUCUAAGACUGAUUCAUGCUCAUUACAAGCUUGGAUUUGUAUAUGUAAAAAUGAGCAAAUGUAGAUACAGAUGCAUAUUUACUGUACGCAUAAAGAUACUCCUAUAUGAAUUAUAAAACCCGUAACCUCUGUUGCAUCAUCAAGGUAUAGUAAUAUAUUUCAAAGAUGAUAGUAAUUCAGGCAUUCCUGGCGAUACGGAAAUCUACAAAUUUUAUAGCGAUGCUACUGUUCCAUCUAUUUAUUACCACCUUUUAACAAAAAGAAAAUGGCUGUAUGGAUCAUGUCAAGCUAACAAAACUACACAUUAUGCACUCAUAUUUGUAUAGUCAGACAUAAAAAAAAUCACGUAAAUCUUCAUAUGGGUAUCACACAAAUGUGCAUCACGUCCUGUUUCCUUUCUCCUUCUCGAGGUGUAUCUGUAUCGCUUGAGACUACAUCCACACUUAACCAGCUAAAUUUGAAAAUGUCACUUCUUUUUUUCUAUUUCCACUGACAAACAACAAAAUUGCUGCAUCACAGUUUUCCAGAGAACAGCAAGGCAAAGCAAAAAGAGUUGUUUACCUUGCUGAGAAAUUGGAGGUGUGCAGCCUGUCGCCUGCAGCUCUUCAUCCAACAGCUCACUGUGGCUGCUCCUGAUGGUUCCAUUACUCCCUGAAAUACUUUAAACUGAUCCUCUGUCAACAAAUGACUGUUGUGUUGUUUUUUAGACAUAUUUUUGAUGAACAAUCAUGGUUAGCGCUAACUGCAGUGACAAAUACAUUGCGUUCUUUCUGACUGUUUCAUAAUAAAAGCCACACUGUGUUUUGCUAGUUGAAUGCUUUGAAUGCAAAGCAACAGCAGAAAAUAUUCAGAUUACAUUAGCAGAAACUUAAUACAGCUCUUAUACAACGUUAGGAGAGUUAACAGGAAACAGUGAGGCUGAAUUAAAUGAGAAUAAAUGAAAAACAGUAAUGCUGGUUGACAUCCGUUGUUUCCUCAUUGGUGCAAAAGUCAUCUGAAUCCAGCGGAUUAAUGGCAGAUCCUGCCAGUAACAAUGAAAACUACGUAUGUAUAAAGGCAAUUUGAGAAAGUAAAUACAUUGAAUGACUAUUUCCAACCAAAAAGAGACAACACUUCUACUGCAGUCAGAUUUCCUAGUAACCACUGAAACACAAGGAUGUCAUGUUCAGAUUCAUUCACUCUGGAGAGCCAUUUUGAAACAGUUCUCGUGUAUCAGUAACACUGGAUCAAAGAUAUGUUUUCAGAUUCGGCCAGUUUAUGUGGAGGUACUCUCAAAAGGGACAAAAUGCUGCAGUUUUUCCCUCAGAUCACUUAGCUUUUCUCCUGCUGCUCCCCCUGCUGAAUAACAAUUGAUGAUUUUAUUUUGUAAUUUAAUAGUUUUAAUUAUAUUCCCCCCCAGGGGGCUUGCUGAAGCCAUGCUUGGUGCCGCAAUUAUGCCCAAGAGGGGAGUAAUGAGACAUUUAGAGGACGACACUGCCAAAGAUUUUAGAGACACUCACACGUGUUCACACAUAGAACACGUGUGAGCGCACGCACGCAUUUUCAUCUAUAGAAAAGCAAUUAGGAGAUAAGCAAUCAGGUAGAGUGAGAGAUGGAGCGAGGGAGAGAGGGAGUAAGACAGAAUGAGAAUGAGGGAGUGACUCAAAUAACAUAUGAGGAAUGAUUGUUGUUGUGAAGAUGAUUUUCUUCCUCUCAGGAAGAGUGCAAAUGUGGAGAGGAUGUACAGCAAACAUCCUCCAUGUGUCACUCCAGAGACUCAAAUUAAGCUGCAGGUAGAAAUAUGAAGUAAUCGGACUAAUUAAUCUAAGAGUUCUGCACAUUGAUGGGUGUUAUGUAUGUGUUUAAUGCGACUUGUUUGUGCCUGUCAGCAAGUUUAUGUAUGAAAAGAGGAAAAAUAUGCUCAAAACAAGGAGACAGCAAAUAAGAACAAACGUAAAUGUCAAGGGAACUGCUGCAUGAGACAAACACAGAGAAGGGAUGCGGUAGUCUGAUAGUUUGGGCUUUUUGAAGAAUGCCACCAGAGCAGCUCUGUGAGAAAUUGCUAUCAAACACUCCUGAAUCUUUCUAGUGACAACUGAGCGAAGAGAGCAACGCAUUCAUCCUUUGUUUUUACAACAUAUCCCUGCUGUGUACCCUCAAAAUGUCACCCUUUAAGGAAUAAAAA